CCGCUGAACAAAAAGAAUUAACACUACGUCCUGUGUAGCCCUUUCACUCCCAUCACAGCGGGAAUUCGUUCCUGUAGCCGGAGUGAAGGCUCUACAAAGGUAGAGAGAGGUGUCUGCAACUUUUAAUCAGUCGAGAGAAAAUGGCUGCAGCUUCAAAUUAUGCCAAGAGGAUGGCCCGGCUCAGUGCCAGAAUAUUUGGUGAAGUCACUCGACCCACGAAUUCUAAGUCCAUGAAGGUCGUCACGCUCUUCAGUGAGAAACCGAUGCAGAAACGCGAGGAAGUCGUUGACUACUAUCCUAACCUACCUGUAAUCGACAGGCUCAUGCGUCAGCUGCGUCAGCUGGGACUCUACAGGGAUGAACAUCUGGAUUUUAAGGAGGAAAUGCACCGAUUAAGGAAACUUCGAGGGAAAGGAGCGCCGAAGAAGGGUGAAGGAAAGAGUGCACGCAAGAAGUGAUCCUAUUUCCUCAUGUGCAAGGACAUUUCUGCCUGAGUCACAUGUACAAAUUGAUCCAGAAGUCCGCUGUCUCAUUCUCUGUGUAGUGUUCAGAUAUUUGCAAUGAUUAGCAGCCCAUGCACCACAAUGUUGCAUAAGGUUUGUUAGAAGGUUGGAACUCAUUAGAGCAAGAAGAAACAUAACAUCAACAGCAACAAAUUGCAAGAAGAAACGACGAGACGUUGUGUCAACUGAAACUCCUCUAUAAUAUGGGCAAAUCAUAUACGAUGUGAAUGUCAUCUCGUUUCGAUACAGUUGUAAGCAGCAAAAAAUUGUAUAUAGUGACUGUUAUUGUAAUUAAUAAAAUGAAAAAAAUUAUUCCUGUCA
Messenger RNA from Priapulus caudatus, 824 nucleotides. RefSeq names its product 28S ribosomal protein S33, mitochondrial-like. The transcript has 4 exons. Bases 141 to 458 code for a protein of 105 amino acids. Lineage: Eukaryota; Metazoa; Priapulida; Priapulimorpha; Priapulimorphida; Priapulidae. Gene Ontology annotation, cellular component: mitochondrion. The record is from RefSeq and is a predicted model, not a curated record.